UGCCAAGAGAUUGUUUAUUUAAUCAUUUGACUGCAAAAGAGUAUUAAAUGAAAAUCUGUACCUUACAGUAUGAAAACUUUUCUAAAGACAACGUUUCAACUGUUGGCACUUGGAGUUGUGAAGAAACCAGCAUAAACCUCACCAGACGAUGAAAGCCAUACUCCGGCAGUGACAGGGAAUAACACUGACAGAGGUCAUCUAAGGUGAGAUGGUUGUGUGGAUUAAGGUGUACGUGAGUGCUGGAUUGAGCGUUGUUUCUGGAGCACGUCUCGAAGAAAUUGGAAAUAAUGUAGACUGGUUAUUAACCCAAGCUGUAAUAUUCGGUUUGAGGUUUUCACAAACAGACCAUGCAUAAUUAACCAGCCCUCUGACAGAUAAACCCGGUGAUACAAUAACGUUAAUUUUAUCUGUUUACUUAAAUUGAACAGUUGAAUCCAUCCAAUCUGCCCCAACCCGUCCAGAUUGUUUUGAUGUCGAUUGAUGAUGUCCUGAAACAACCUGAGCGUCUUGUGAAAAGUGCUACCAGAGACACCACACAGCCCCGCAUCGUGACUUCUGUUUGCUUCUGUCAUUUUGCAUCUGAAAACAAACAUUUCUUUUAGCCGCACGUAAGAUUUGAAAAACAGUCAAGAUCCUGCUGCAUCACAAAGCAGAGCUAUGCGGAUGAUUGAUUUCGCUUUAGCGUAUUCCUCUUCAGGAUAGCAACAGCAUCUUCAUCCAUUUGCCCUUUUGUUUGGGGGAGUCACCGGGGAAGCCUUGGUAGCACGUACAGCCAAUCAAUAAAAGGCAAAACUGCGAAACCCCGCCCCUUUGACAAAAUCUGACGAAUCAGAGCCUUCGUUCUUUGCAUGGGCGUUCCCAUCCCCCACCCACCCUUUUGACACUGCCCUCCCGAAGCUGUGUGGUUGAGCGAAGUGAAUGACGUCUCUGCAUUUGCGGGCCGCCGACGCAGGGCUGGGUUUCCAUUUUCAGAGCGAGUUUCGGGGGGGAUCGUCAACAUGGAGCCGGAGAUGGAGGACAAAACGCUGGAACUGAUGGUAAGAUUUUUCUCGGUGGACAUCUCGGACAUCGGAAGUGAUCGGUAUCACUCCUAAAUUAACCGAGGCGCUGAGGUUCGAGUCGACGGCUGAAACGAGCUGAAGCGGCUUGUCGGGAGAGGGAGAGGAGAAAGGAGGGGGGGACCUGAAAGCAGAGGGAGGGCCUGAAAUUAUCGAUGUAUUUCGCGAGGAAUUGUCCGCAUAUGUGUCUAUUUAAUAAACUCUUCUUGUGAGUCAACAUUAGAUAAACGCUGGUCACUCUUUCUUGUAGACUUGAAUGGUAAAUAUUGCGGGAUUUUCAGGUUAAUGUUGAGUCGUCGCCCAAACACAGCCGAGGAGUCUCGGGGUAGCGUUCACUGCGGUGACGCUGCGCCACUUUAACAGGGCCCAGUCUGAUACUUGUUAGCCAUCCAGCUAACAGAGGCUAGAAGGCGAUGAACCACGGUAAUUUACUCAUAUGUUGUAUGUUCUUGUUUAUCUAUUGACGACUAACACUCUAAUCGAUGUGUCUAAUAGUUAUAGAGACACCUCGAUGUUACGUGAUGAAGUUAACAUCGACAGUGUGCUGCCUGUCUGUUUAUAUUUUUUAAGUGCGUAGAAGGAAGUGUGUUGCUUUUCAUUCACUUAGCGUUACCACGAUUAGCGAGGUAGCAAUUAGCCUAUUAGCCGACGAGCUAAAAUGCUAAGUACUUGACAGACAUUACUUCACCCCAACAGGCAUUAUCGGGGCAGUAGGAGCUCAUUUAGUGAUAAGAAACGUCAAAUGUCAAUAGACGGAGUUCUCGAUAAUAGAUGGUCCGGUUUCUGUAAUAUGUAGUUCGUCUGUUGAACCAGCCUUGUUCAGACAGGCUAGCAUUAGCUCGCUCAUGGCUACCGUAUUGCUCAUAUUUGACAAAAAUUAAAUUGUGGCAUUUAUAGAACAAUUUACCAAAAAGUAAAAGUCAGAGUUUGAGUUUCAUGCCACCUAGUUCUCGGUUUGGCUGACACACAUAUCCCUGGUAUUGCCUUACUCUCUAUUGACAAAGUCAGUCAGGCCUUGGCAGUCAUAUCUUUAGUAAACUUUGUGGACCUAACGUGCCUCCUACAAACUGGGUCACAAACGCACCUGAGUGAGCACUUAAUGCCUUUGUUCUCCAAGUGAUGAUUAUCCAUAAACACUGCAUAUCUUUGUAGACCACAAAUGACCAUCAUUAAGGGCAAAUAAAGCCCAGUAAACACAGACAGUACUUCUGGAUGGAGCUUCUUGAUUAUAUGACGUUGUUUUUCACUGUAUUUCUUUAUAUGAUUAAAGUUUGUAGAUCAAUGUUAAACUUUUAAAGAAGUUUCUAACAUAAAUGCCCUAUGAAUAUCAGAAGAAGACCAAGAUUUGAUGUUAAAAUGUAUUUAUUUGACCAUGCACACACAUGUAUUUUCCUUUAGUGAAGGCUAUUUCCACUCCAUUUAAUUUAUGAAUGAGACUUUAGAGACAGUGUCCCCACAGGCUUGACAAUUGUCUUGGUUUUCUGUGUUUUUAGUUUGAUUGAUUUAUUUUUGUCCCAGUGUUAUUACUCACUAACCACUCAUGAGAGUGGGGAUGGCAGAACAGUGGGUGGGGUCUCUCUCAAAAGCCAGAGGGACAAAAAAUUGACAACUUAUCCCAUUGCCCCUCCCUCUCCUCUACCUAUCCCCACCCAGUUCAUGUCUAAUAAUGCUUCUGUGUGUAUGUUUAUCAGUCUGUUACUCGUGUGUGGAGGAGUGUGUGUUCCUGCGCUCACUGUGCCAAUGUGUGUAGCUCUAAUACUGGUUUUUCCCCUCACUAUCCCCCACCUCCUCCCCUUUUUUCUCCCCUCACCUUUGAUGGUUACACACCCACCUCCUCUCAAUCUCGAACCAAACAUUAUCCAUUUAUUUUUCUUCUUAUUUUCGUACUCUUAUACUUUUCCACACUCUACCUGUCCUGUUUCUCACACACCUCUCACCACUGACAUACACCUGUUCAUCCAUUGACCCAUCCAUCCUACCAUCUCCUUUGGUUUCCCCCUUCACGACCUCCUUCAUCAACCCUGUCCUCUUUUCCUUUACUUCUCAUCUCUGGUCUUUCGCUCUUCCCCCUUCUCUACCUUCCUCACCCUGUCCACUUCGUUCUCCUCCUCCUCCCUUCCUCCCUUCCUCUCUCUCUCUCACACAGUGCUCUGUGCCUCGCUCUCUCUGGCUGGGCUGCUCCUCGGUGGCUGAGAGUUUGUGUGCACUCAGGUGCCUGCAGAGCAUCCCCUCCACCCGGGCUCACAACCAGGUUCUGCCUCUCUCCUCUUAAUUCUGCUGCUCCUCCUCCUCUCCCCCUCCCUCCCCUUCCUCCCUCACCAUCUUCUCACCCUUCACUUUUCUUCGCCCACUCCACAUGACUCCUCAUACCACCUUGGUGCAGACAGCACCCACUCACCCCCUCACCCUCCUACCUCCUCACCUUCCGUUGUCCUUUCCUCCCUGUUGGAAGCACACUGCUCUCGGGUUCUUCUCUGGUGUGGCCUCAAACUCUCUCAGCUUAAAACAGAAUUGUAGCCUCAUAAACUAUAAUUAUCUGAAUUAUAAUCAUGUCAAAUCACAGCUCUUACAUCCUGAUCAGGCCCUAGUACUAAAAAAACCAAACAAUAAUUUGCUUGACAGAGGGAACUGGAUGGAGACGUCAACAAUUGAACGAGUUUGUGUAAUUAAUGAGCUUGCUUUGGGAAGAGGAAGGAUCAAGGGGGUACCAGAGAAUAAUCCUGCACUGAGGAGUAAUGUUUACUGCCCUGGAGGUGUGAGGGCCGAGGUGGGGGGUCUUCCUUCCAAGCUCUGAGAGGCUUCAUGCUUGCUUGCCUGCCUGCCUGGCCAACUUCGUCUAUCUGUUUUGAUUUGUCCCUCCUUUUCUUUUCUGCUUUGCAUGGUCAUCAACUCCAGCGAACUCAUCUUGGCUUUAUGUCCUGUCUGCUUUGGUCUUGGUACCUAAACCUUUGUUUGUCUGUUUGUUUGUGUGUUUGUUGUGAUUGCCUGUCUUCUAUGAGAGACCAGUUUUUGAGAGGAUGCUGGGUUGAACUUAGAAACGAACAUCCGGGCAACAUAGUUCUCCUGUUUUGACAAUUAGCCUAGGUUCAGCCCACUAAUGGCAACUCUUUAGCCUCCUCUCUCCCUGUCAGAACAUCAAGAUCAACAUGUCUGUAUUUUUUAGCCCUUUUGUAGAUGAAGACAUUAUGAAAGACUGGCAUUGGUGCAGCCAUGCCCUAGGCAGAAAUGCUGAAGUACUGCCCUCUCCUCUCUCUCCAGCUUUUGUGUCCUGUUUGUGCAAAAAAAGUUAAAAUAGAUGUUGAAAAAUAAUAUAAAUUUAAGGGGGAAACUGCAGUUAAAAUGACCAUUUGUGCUUUUUCAUAUGACGCUCUGUCAGGGGAAAACAGUUUGUAGUGGAUGCUUUGAGAUGUAGGAAUGUGCUGGUUCAACAAUGAUGUAGAUGUAUACAAACAUAGACUUCUUAACAUCAUCCUGUGUACCCUAAUUUACAACUAAAACCAGGCAAUCAACCCCAACUACAUGUGAGCAGGCUAUGUGUGAUUUUUUUUUAAGGAGAUUGUGAUGUUGGUGAAUCUGAUGUUGUACCAUCUUAAGGAUUUGUUGUUAUUACAUGUUCAGUAUAAAUGGUUAGCCUCCCACUGUAUUACUGUCACUAAUGUGAUUGGCUCCAUUACUGUGUUGUAAUUUAAAUGUCAUUAGUCUCCCUGGCUUGUUUGUGAUGCUCUUGAAAAAGGACUCCAAUCUGUGUAGGACCUCAGUUGAGCUACAAAUGGGUGGGAUCCAGUCACCCCCUGUUUUGAUCCUGUCCGUUCUAUAAGCAGUUAGACCACUCCAUGAUUUUAGUUUCAUUACAGUCAUGCCUGAGAUGCUGCCAGUGACAUACCCAGGAUGCUACAGUUUAAUUUCCUGUCCAGACUACUUAGCCCACAUCACAGACAUAGCAAACCUUUAGUGCGGUACUUACUUCUUUCCACUUUGUGUGUGUGUGUGAGUGUGUGUGUUUGCGCGUGCGUGCGUGUGUGUGUAUGCACGGGUGUUUGUUUGUGCACGCCUCUACAGUCAUGAUAGGUACCCUUCCUUGGCUGUUUGUGGUACUCUUGUGUCCAGCGCUGUCCACACCGCUGCCCUGGCUCUCACAGUGCCUGUCACACAUGUGUUACAGAACCAAACACUCACCUGCGCCUCGUUGUUGUGUUGUUGUUUUUCUCUAUAGAACACAUCAGGGAUGGAGUCACAGAGCCUCGUGGAUGAUCUGUCGCCAAAGAAGAACACAGUUCUCAAGGUUUGUUGGUGUUCGUGUCAGUCCAUAACAACAUCUUGAUGACAAAAACUGAAUGUAAAGCACAAUUUUUAUAAAACAACAACUUUAGAACAUCCUACACUUGCUGCAAUUUGACUGUCAUAGUCUUCAAAUUAGAUGAACUUGAAGGUAAAACAAAAAGUCAUGUUUAACACAACAGUCUGUGGCAUCCGAUAGUUAAAAUUUGAUUGUUUACCCCUGAGGUGAAAGCCUGACUUUCAUUUUCAAAUAAACCUGCACCUUAAGCCUUUUCCUCUUCCCGUUUUCACAACCUUGCAGGCAUUUUGUGUCUGAAAAGCUUUGCAGCGAAAAUUGAUUUUGAACUUUUUCUUUAUUCUAAAGCUAAACUCUUAAACCUGUCCUUACAUUCUUAGUAGUCUUAGCAUACUGUUUUUGUUUCAAUCCCUCGUCACAGUUUAAUAUCCUGACUUAAUCAAAUAGUACAUUUCUGAAUGUACUUUUCUCACCACACACUGACUACAAGUUAACAAAGUGUCCUGCUCAUGUAGACCUACUUUGAAGACAUUUGAAACUUCCAAAGAAAACUGUAUCCAUUUGUUGUCUGAUCUCUCACGUUACAAUCAGUCUCACACAAAUCAACAAUUGUUCUUUAAUCUUCAUCCGAACAGCUUAGUAAUGGUCCUGUUGUGGGAUCCCGCAAGCGUCCGUCAGAGGGGAACUACGAAAAGGAGAAAGAACACUGCAUCGCCCUGUUUGACCAGUGGUCGGAGGCCGACCAGGUGGAGUUUGUUGAACGCCUGAUCUCCCGUAUGUGCCACUACCAGCACGGCCACAUCAACUCCUACCUCAAACCCAUGCUGCAGAGGGACUUCAUCACUGCGCUGCCAGGUACAAACACACAAACAAGAUAAUAUAGCCCUCUUCAGUUCAAUCUAAAACUGGGCCCAGGACUCAUUAAAUCACAUGGUCAUGUGACUUCAAGUGAGUUUUAAUGUAAGCCACAAAGUAGUCCAGGAUAAAUAAAUUAGUAAUUGUGUUUUUGGAGAAAAAUUGGCCUGCUGCUAAUGAACCCAUCAACAACAACAAGACAGAACAGCAGACAGUCUCCACUCCAAAUGAUAUCUCUGGACUGUCUAAAAAGAUUUAGCAGUUGUUCGAUAUUCCACAAGCAUAUUUACAAACAUUCACAGAAUACUUAAGAAUAAUGGAAAAACAAAUAUAAGGACCCUCAGGCACAGACAAACCCAGCAGAUGAUAUUCCAUUAAUUUUGCAGCGCUCACUCAGCCUCUUCUCUCUCGCCCUCUAGCACAAGGCUUGGAUCACAUAGCAGAGAACAUCCUGUCUUUUCUGGACGCACGCUCGCUAUGCUCAGCAGAGCUGGUGUGUAAGGAGUGGCAGAGGGUCAUCUCUGAGGGUAUGCUGUGGAAGAAGCUCAUUGAACGCAUGGUCCGCACUGACCCGCUCUGGAAAGGCCUAUCCGAGAGACACCAAUGGUGAGAACAAAAAAAGAGAGAUCCAUUUACACACCGCACACAAAGGACGACUGAGCCUCCCUCUGUUUAAGAGGGAGAUCUCUUAACAGCCAGCUCGGGGUAAAAUUGAGAGUCUAUCUUUUCAAGGUUUGGAAUUUAAGAAUAAAGGCAGAGAAGGGGAAAGUAAGGUCAUACUUGACUGGACUUGAGUGUUUAUUGGGAGUGGGAAAAAUUUCCUGGUAGAUACAAAGCAGAUGUCAUUCUGAUAUUUUUCUUGCUUCAGGGAGAAAUAUCUGUUCAAGAACCGCACGGCAGAGGUCCCACCCAACUCCUACUAUCACUCCCUUUAUCCCAAGAUCAUCCAAGACAUAGAGGUAAGAUACAGUGAUUGGAUUCAGUCUGAAUAAACACUUGUGAAGUUGAAUUAACCAGUUUUUAGAUUUUUUAUUGGACAUUUUCAUUGUUUGUUCCUUUGUCCCUCCUUCUUUCAGACUAUUGAGGCUAACUGGCGGUGUGGCAGACACAACUUGCAGAGGAUUCAGUGUCGCUCUGAAAACAGUAAAGGGGUUUACUGUCUCCAGUAUGAUGAUGACAAGAUCAUCAGUGGCCUUAGAGACAAUUCCAUAAAGGUAUGAAACGUAUUUUCACACAAGGACUUGAAUUUAAUCUGAUUUUUAUGUUGUGGUUUUUUUGUAACAUGAUGACCAUGAGGUUCUGCAGUCAAGUGAGGGAACCACCUCACUGGCCUAAGGCGAUAUGUCAGUGUUAGUGACAUCCAGUACAUUAGCACUCGCAGGGAUGAGAGUCAGAAGAUAUGGUAGUGAGAAAGCAUUGUGUGCGUUGUGUGUGGUUGAUUUCUUCCAACCCAGGUUUGUGUAUUUAUGAAUUGAAUCUCCUCUUGCGGCUCCGUGUAGCUCAUCUUCUCAUUGUCUAUGGCGCUGAGCUGAACCAGCAGACACUGAGACAGAACACGAGUGAAUUAAAGGAUAAAAGAGCUCAGCUCCAGACUCUGCUUUUUUUGCACUUAUCUGUCUGGCCCUGGAGAAGAGGGGAAGAUGAUGAAGAGAAAUGAAGGGAGGAAGAUGGAGGGAGGGAGAAGAGCGGAUUUGUCUCCUCAUUGUUCCUGAGGAGGCUGACGCACACCCAGAGAGGAGCUGAAUGGCUCUUGCACACAGAGCUGAGCACAGCAGUGGGGAAAUGGGGCAUGAAGAGUGCUAUGAGAAUAGGCCAUUCUUAGCAUGACCCAAAUCUACAACCUUUUUCUAACCUUUCAUAACCAUUUCUACGUCUUUUCUCUGUGUUGUCUUCUGUCCGUUUCUUCUUCUGCUUCCCACUUUUUUUUUUCUCCCUUCCCUUCCUCCGGUCCUUUUCCUCAAAGAUCUGGGAUAAGCAGUCUCUGGAGUGUCUGAAGAUACUGACCGGUCACACAGGAUCAGUGUUGUGUCUGCAGUAUGAUGAGCGGGUCAUCGUCACUGGGUCUUCUGACUCGACUGUCAGGUAGGAAACACAUGUUAUUAUUUUAUUUUACUUCAUUAUAAAGUAAAAAUAGAGGGACACAGAUCAAACUCUGAAUCAUUUGUGUGAUAAGAGCGGCCUGUGAUUUCAAUCAGUUAAUCUUCUUAUAGGUGGUUAAUAUGUCAGUAGGAAAGGAUUCAGUAUCUAGAUAUUAGUUUGACGAUGAAUUCUCUCACUGAAACUUGUUUUAUCAGUCAUCAAUCCACAAUAUUCAAAGCCAAACACUGCACUGUUUUCAGGGACAGAUAUAUUUUUUUACCUUCAGAAAAAUGACCACAUCUCCUGUCUUAUCAUUUCAAAAGGUGCAGUGAACCUGAUGCAAAUUAUCUCAUGCAAAACACGACCGAGUUACAAGACAUGCAAAUGUCAGUUGACUUGUAGAGUGUUAGUUUUGAAUAUGAGAAGCUGGAAGUUGAUUCGGAAACCUGGAGUUCAAGCCAAAACUCGGCGUAAAGAUGUUGUUAAUCAAAGUGCAGCUUAAGGGAAAGAAAAGGAGUGAUAGUGUUUUAUUUUAUAAUGAGCCACACUGACUUUCAUUCAGAGAUAGUAACAUUGGUUUUAUUGCAUUUAAGACCCUGUAUGUGUGUGUAUGUGUGUUUAUGUGUGCGCGCAUGCAUGUAUGUUGAUGCCUCCUUGGCUACCGCACACAGAAGCUUAACAUUAAUUCUCUCAUUACUUCACACUUCAGCUGUACGAGCUGAGUGGUAUCCAAGGAAAAUGUGACUUCACUUCCUUAGCAACAGCUUGACAGGCUCAGUGUUUGUAGGUUUUGGUUGUCAGCUUUUCCAGUGUGUUCUGCAUUUGACUCCUAAUGCCAAGCUGUGCCGCGCAGUAACAGACACUUGUAUAUGUGUGUGUGUACGUGUGUGUGUGUGCGUCUCCAUUGUAAAACCAAUAAACAUAUUCUCUCUCAUGUCUCCAUUGUUUUCUUUUUUUCUACACUCUCAUUGCACGUCUUUUCCUAUCUCUUUUGUCAAUUUUUUUCUUUGGUUUUGACCAUUUCCCCAUGUUGUCCCUCCUUCCUUCACACUCCUUCCUCCCAUCUUUUUCCAUUCUACGAUCCUUCAUUUCAUCCUACCUUGGCUGUACCUCCUCCCUUCCUCCUUUCACAUCCCUUUUUUUUUUCUUUUGCCACAUUUUCUCUCCCCCCUCUGCCACUUUUGCCCUUUUUUCACCAUUCCCUAAACUCUCUCCCCGUUUCCCUCCAUCUCUCUCUUCUUCAGGGUGUGGGAGGUGACGACAGGUGAGGUACUGAACACACUGAUCCAUCACAACGAGGCAGUUCUUCACCUGCGCUUCGCCAACGGCCUCAUGGUGACCUGCUCUAAGGACCGUUCAAUCGCAGUGUGGGAUAUGGCCUCUCCUACUGACAUCAGCCUACGCCGUGUCCUUGUGGGACACCGGGCCGCUGUCAACGUUGUCGACUUUGACGAUAAAUACAUCGUGUCUGCCUCAGGGGACCGCACCAUCAAGGUAACAAGAGCAGCCAUUCAUAAAUUCAAAUGACAAGCUCACGGCUAUAAAGCCUGCUGAGGUCGAAAUGUGAUGUGACAGAUCAGACAGCGGCGGGGCGGAUGCUGGGAGGUUGAAUUAAGGUGUGAAGUUUAUUAACGAGAACACUUGAGAGGAAACUAUGAAGGCAUGCAGUGAAGAGUUUUGAAGUGUUACUACAACAGAGAGUUAAAUUGGUUAUUUCAACUUUGUGAACUUGAAUGAUCAGUUUUUUAAAGACCUAUAUUUUCAAUGUGACUCAAUUGUAGGUAUGGAGCACCAGCACCUGUGAGUUCGUUCGCACUCUAAAUGGUCAUAAACGGGGCAUUGCCUGUCUACAGUACAGAGAUCGUCUUGUGGUCAGUGGCUCAUCUGACAACACAAUCCGGUAAGUGUUGAUAUAUAAAUAUACAACUAUUGUAGAGGCUCCUGAGGCUUAGAGGUAGAGUUAGUUGUCUCUCAAUCAGAGGGUCAGGGGUUUGGGGUUUGACCCAAGGUCAAAGUGUUCUCGGGCAAGACACCUAGCCCUGAACUGCCCCUUGCUGGCUGAGUUUAAACAGCGUGUGAGUGAGAGUUGUACUGAUAGGUGUUAAUCACAGUGGCUUCUACCAUCAAUAUGUGGAUAUGUCAUGUAAAAGUGCUUUGAGUGGUCCGAAGACCAAAGAAAGAGCCGUGUAAAUAAACACAGUCCAUCUGCGAGACACGGUACAUCUUGAAUUAUUUGCAAGUAAAAACAAAUCCGUUAAAUGUAGAAAGUAUUAAAAUAUUCAUGAAGGGAAAGAUUUCCAUUUCAACUAACUCACCAGAAGACGACUUUAGUCACUCUUGUUUUUACAUAGCUUUACUUUUAUGGUUUUUUAUAUAAUACCACCAACAGUGUAGGUACAUGGCCUUGCUGUGUGUUUAAGAAGCAUCUCUUUCUCCAGGUUAUGGGACAUCGAGUGUGGGGCUUGUUUGCGAGUGCUCGAAGGUCAUGAGGAGUUGGUGCGCUGCAUUCGCUUCGACAACAAAAGGAUUGUCAGCGGCGCCUACGAUGGGUCAGUCUCACACACACACACACACACAGAUUUGUGCACACAGUCACAUUUUGUUCUUGACACUGUGUUGUCUCACGUUUCCCUGCAGUAAGAUAAAGGUGUGGGACUUGCAGGCAGCCCUGGACCCAAGAGCCCCUGCCAGCACAUUAUGUCUGCGCACUCUGGUGGUGAGUAUCACUGGUUUAGUUUGAGUUCAUAUGGCUUAAGUGGUAACCAUGGAUAGAGCGCCAUUUAACUAGCAGUUAAGGUGCACAGUCGUUUGACCUCCGACCACGACUGUUCAUAUCAUCCCCUACUCUCUACUCCCCAAAUGUCCCGGCUCUCUUCAGCUGUCUCAUCAAUAAAAGACAAAAUACACAACAAUAAAACAUAAAGUUAUAAAAUAUAUAUUUAUUUGUACAUAUAGUUUCAAAAUGAGCAAAAGUGCAAAUGGUUUAGAUCAGUGGUUCUCAACUAGUAGGUCCCGACCCAAAAGUGGGUCAGGGACAUGUUCUGGACAGGUCGCCAACAGCUGGUCGAAAAAGUAAAUAUUUAACACGCACCUGAUGUUUGAAUGUCUUGUAUUUUAACAAAUAGCUCAUUUUGAAAUGCAAAUAAGUCAGAUUUUUCAUUUUGCUGGUCUCCAUUUUCUCUAUAUGCAACUUUAAUAGUUGUCGUCCUCAGGUCAAGUGCUUUAAAAUGCAUUUUACUCAGUAACGGGUGUAUUUAUGAUAAAUAUAUAUUUACGCCUUUUUUAUCAUAGCUACUUCAGGAUUUUUUAAAUAAAAAAUACAUUUGCUUGGUUUGAAUUCUAUAAAAGUGGGUCACGACUUAAGGACCAUGGGAAAAUGUGGGUCCCAGAGUGAGACCAGUUGAGAAGCACUGGUUUAAAUUAAUCUGCCGCUUUUUUAUUUCACAUCAUUUGUUACUAAGUUGCCUGUAACUAAGUUUGAAAAUCAUUUAAAAGUUAGUUAAGUCACAAUCAUUUUGUUUAUAAGUUUAGUUAGCUUAGUCAAAUCUUGACAUGAAAGGAUGGAAUAUUUAGGAGUACACAGUAUGUACAUACUCUAAAGCAAUGAUAAAGAGGGGUGGACAGAAUCAUAUAAAGCAGCUCUCCAUAUAUUAAACAAAAAGUUGAUCUCCCAUCUUGGUGAGAACAGGUGGACACAAAUCAAAGCUUCAGAAUGACUUUGAACAGGAAGAUGGCGCUCAAACAGCUCUGAAUAAAUCUGUCCGUCUCACUGUAAUCUCCUUGUCAGUCACCUGAGUUUAGCGAAGCGUCCACAGUGUGGAUGUUUCUGUCGCUCGCUGACACGUCUGUUUUUCGCUGUGUUUUCAGGAGCACUCUGGCCGCGUGUUCCGUCUUCAGUUCGAUGAGUUUCAGAUCAUCAGCAGUUCUCAUGAUGACACCAUCCUGAUCUGGGACUUCCUGAACGUCUCGACCAAUGGCCAGUCAGAGGGACGGUCCCCCUCCCGCACCUACACUUAUAUUUCUAGAUAGCAGGUGAGGAGACGCUGAACCUCCAAACUGAGGAGACACAUCUAUGUUGUGUCAAAAUGUUCCAGGCCUCUAACUGCAGACUGUCCUCCCUCCUCUAGGUGGCGCCAUCCACAGAUUCAUUUCUUGGAGGAGCCUAGGGCUGAUUGGCUGAUGGCUGCGUCCAUCAUGGAAAAGAAGCCCGUCUCUUCUCCUUCCUCCUCGUCAUCUCUCUGUCCACCUCUCACCCUGCUCCUGCCACUUCCAACCUCCCUGCUCGUUCUGACAGACUCAUGAGCUUGUGCCCAUUACCUGCCAGUACCGUGACAUGCACUCACUCACUCACACACACACACAGACACACACUCUCACACACACACAGGUCAACAGAGGUGAAUUUUCCUUAUUACAGAACCAACACAACUCUCCCCAGAGCUUCCCCCUCUAAUACUAAUUUAUGUUUUGUGAAGUACACUAAUGACAGUAUUAAGAUAGACAUUAUGUGAGUCACAAGCGCCCCUUUGACCUCUUGUUACAAACUCAAAGCAGCUUUUGCUCCUCAGUCUUCAACCCCUGCCAAACUGGUUACCACAGAUCUGAAAUUGCUUAUUGAUAUAUAUAUGUAUAUGUAUUUAUAUAUAUAUAUACAUACAUAUAUAUACAUAUAUAUGGAACACACACAUGCACACACGGUGGCACAGUUGGACAGAAGAUGACUGGAGCUGUGAUGCGGGAGACAGAGACUCUUUACUCAGCUCCAGGAAAGGAGGGAAGGACUGGAGAUGGAGGGAGUGAUGGAGGGAGAAAUGUGUCAGGGUCGACUUCUCGCUCCCUCUCACCCCCUCUCAAUCCUCCCUGUCUCUCUCGCUCUCUAACCCCCUUGCCCGGCCCCCCCCCUCCCCUCCAGCCCACAGAGAUGCACACUUGCUUGGAAUACGGGGGACACACACACUUAAGCCUGUGUGUGUUUGUGUAUGUGGACUUUUGAAACAGAGCAGAAGCGUCAAACAGACAGACAUGCAUGUGAGGUUGCCUUGGAUACAGCAUCCCGGUACACCUCUGCUUUUUUUCUCUUUAACUCUUACUUUCUUACUGUUUUUUAUUACUGUUAUUUUCUCAUUUUAUUUGAGUAUUUUGGUUCUUAGUACAAAAAUCAUGCUAAGCGUAGUCCUUUAUCUCUCUUCCUCUUACUGUCUUUUUCCUCUUUCUUUCUUCUAAUUCAGACCCUUGUCCACCUGUCCCUUUCACUCCAUCUUUCUAUCCCUGUCAUCUACGUGCUUGCUUUGGUUAUGAGAGAAGCUGGAACUCAAGAGCUCAAAUUUAGCUGUAAACGGAGUUGUCUUGUCAAAAAUUGUGUUGUAUAUUAAAAAUGAUUUUUUAAAGAAGAAAAAUGACCUUAUUGUGAAUAAAGUACUUGACAGUGGUGGAGUGUUGAGCCAACUGUAACAUGAA
Molecule: messenger RNA, 13743 nt
Organism: Xyrichtys novacula (pearly razorfish)
Lineage: Eukaryota; Metazoa; Chordata; Actinopteri; Labriformes; Labridae
Source: the annotation of a GenBank genome assembly